UCUGCGCCCAUUCCAACUAAGCAAGAUCUUUGAUCACAUCAGCUGCUGUGCAAAGUCCACCAUUUAUCAUCCCCAGUCGAAGUCAUCACUAGCUGUGCGACAUUGCCACCGCCCACCUAUUUCCUCUCAGAUUUCUUCUCCCUCCUUCAUCAUCCUCAACAUGCAACAGCAGCCCACCUGCACUAGCCUACGUGUGAGAUCUCCGCAAGAUGCUCAGAUCAUCUUUCACGCCGUAGCACUUGGAGUCUUGCCCAUGGUCACACGUCGUCUCGACACAGAGGAACGACGUUCGAUAACCUCGGGUUGUGUUUUCGUUUGGGAGGAGCGAGGGCCCAGCCCGGAGGCUACCGGGCUGGGUAUCGAACGAUGGACCGAUGGCAAGAGGUGGGGUCCAAGCCGGGUCCGCGACGAAUUUCUUUUCUAUCAAGAGAGAGACCCUGAGCCCGUUGAUAUCGAGCCAAACUCAGACUCCGACACUACCGACAGGAUCGGAUCAAGUCCCCUAGCGCAACCUGGCGUGAACCAUGAAUACGUUCGCGCCAGUCUGGUCAAACAGACGUAUUCCGUCUUCGUUGAAACCCCAAUGGGACGGAAGAAAUGGCACCUUAUUGCCUAUUUCACACAUGACAGCCUUGAUUAUCUCCGAACUGUGUCUGACCUUCCCGACCUUGCUCGUAUCGUUGUGCCUCCCGGGAACUAUAGAAGCGCUCGACACAACACGAGCAAGCACGGCCGUGCUCAGCGAGAAGAGCGACCACACCCUUUCACCCCUCAGUAUGCUCCGUAUCCCUCUUCUCGGGUACCAGUGAUCCAGCCUCCCAAUGACUGCCUACAAUCGUUUGACUACUCAGGGCGUGCACAGCCUCGAGACGGUCAAUCACUAGCGCCUCUUACGUACCUUCAAAACCUAGCUCCACCGCGAAGACACCCGUUGGAUGAGGAGGCUCUAAUGGCUUUUUACCCUCGUUUGUGCUGAACUUCGUAUUGUGUUUUCUUCGCACUGUUUUCUAUGGACUGUAGAAUUAAUGAUCUCUAAACCUAUAAAUGCUGUGAUGUUGUCGUGUUCACCAUACGCCAUUCUCUUGGUUUGCAAUCUGCAGUAGCCUAUCAUACUUAUCUCGUGUUGUGUGUACUUAUACUUUUGCCUGCGUUACCUACAUUUGACUACGUUGGGAUUUGACGACAUAAUUUAGCUGCUACGUCCUAUCAAUCCCAUGAAUUGAUCCCUAGUCCCUAGUUGAGCUUGACAACCACACGAAUUGGGCGACUGUACUUUGUGUGACGCAGCACGACUUGAAUCGCACAGCUUC
Messenger RNA from Suillus plorans, 1310 nucleotides. RefSeq names its product Gti1/Pac2 family-domain-containing protein. NCBI's taxonomy places the organism in Eukaryota, Fungi, Basidiomycota, Agaricomycetes, Boletales, Suillaceae. The transcript is spliced from 7 exons. Gene Ontology annotation, molecular function: DNA binding. The record is from RefSeq and is a predicted model, not a curated record. Bases 161 to 976 code for a protein of 271 amino acids.